Molecule: messenger RNA, 1054 nt
Organism: Episyrphus balteatus (marmalade hoverfly)
Lineage: Eukaryota; Metazoa; Arthropoda; Insecta; Diptera; Syrphidae
Gene: Brms1
Product: breast cancer metastasis-suppressor 1-like protein
Exons: 3
Coding region: 182-880 (232 amino acids)
Biological process (GO): negative regulation of transcription by RNA polymerase II
Cellular component (GO): Sin3-type complex
Molecular function (GO): histone deacetylase binding
Source: RefSeq, a predicted model, not a curated record
CGAAAAAAAAACUAUUGUUUAUUUGGCUUUGGAGUGAAAAGUUUGUAGAAAGUUAUUAAAAAUAUAAAAAAAUAUAUUUAUUUGCUUCCCUUUCCUCAAACAAACUUAAAAUAAUAGAAAUCUAAUCACCAAAUUUAUUGGUGUUUGCAAAUUGAAGUUAGAAAACAACCUCACUCCCACAAUGCCUGUAAAAAACGAUGGUGAAACUGAUGCUGAGGGCGAUGUUUCUGGAGCCGAAUCCGAACACUCAAAUUCCAGCCAGGGUCAUGAGACUAGUGCAGAAGAAGCUGAUGAGAUCGAAUCCGAUGAUUCAUCUGAAAUGGAUGUGGCUGAAAUUGAUAGAAGACGCAGUGAAUAUAUCGAAAAUUUAGCACAACUAGAAACACAAUUUACCAUUCUGCGGGAACAAUAUUACCGCGAGAGGUAUAAUCAAAUUGAAUUUCAGCUCUCCGAGGUUCGGAAUAAUCGAUCCGACGAGUAUCUUCAACCCUUGAAGCAAUUGGAUAAAAACUAUCGUAAUCGAAUGGAAGUGGCAGACAUUCUGAGACGCUACCGUAUCGACAACAUAGAGCACAAGUUUCUCUCUGAAGAACAAGCUGCCCGACAAAAUUUUGAGAGCGAAAAACAACUAGCAAUGGAUCAAAUGUACGAAGAAUUGAUGGAAAAAAUACGCCGACUCGAGGAAGACAGACACAAUGUGGACAUUUCAUGGGCAGAUUGGGGAACUGACAAGAGAACCAGUAAAGUACGUGGUCCGGGUCGCAAAAAGGCAGUCACAGUCACUGGCCCAUAUAUUGUGUACAUGCUUCAAGAUGAAGAUAUAAUAGAGGACUGGAAGGCUAUCCGAAAAUCACUUAAAAGAACCGCCACAUCAACGUGAUGGUGACCUAAUGCUUAUCAUAAGGCCUCUUAUCAGAAGGAUCAACCCGCAGCGGCUGUUCUAUCAGUUUUAGUAGAUUUUAAGAGAGAAUUUAAAGAAAAAGUAACAAAACGAUAUAGUGCAAACUAAGAUAAUAAAAAUGCAAUGAUGAUAGUUUUUCAAUUCAGCUUAGAA